AUGUUCAAGUUUCCUCAGAUGGACUUCGAGAUGGCUAUCUGGGAAAUGACAUCACUCCUCAUCGCUCCGAAGAAGGUCUUCAAAUCGAUAUAUUACCAUAACACCUGGCAUCGUCCGGACCCGUCAUUUACCUACCUUCUAUCCUUCUUUCUUCUCCUCACGGCCCUCGCAUGGGGCCUCGCAUAUGCGCCGUCGUUCGGGUCCAUAGUCCGUCUAUCUCUACUCUUCAUAUUCCUCCAUUUUGUCGGGUCAUCGCUGCUAGUGUCGACCGUGGGAUACUUCGCCAUCGGUCGACUCUUCGGCCCGAACGGGGCGGCGGCAUCUUUGAACGGAUUCAGGGGUGCGCGCAGUAGGAGGCGCGGCGCGGCGCAAGGUUUGUUCAUGCAACCGGGGGAGAAAGAUCAAUUGGAGUUUGGAUAUUGCUUCGAUGUCUCCAUCCGUGCAUUUUUCCCUCUAUAUCUUCAUCUCUAUGUUGUACAGUUUCUUCUCCUGCCUCUUCUCACCCGCACUCCCAGCAACUAUCUCGCUACAUUCCUCGGGAACACGCUUUAUCUGUCCGCCCUUACCUAUUAUACAUAUAUCACGUUCCUGGGCUACAACGCGUUGCCUUUCCUGCACAACACCGAGCUCCUUUUGCUGCCCAUCUUGGCAUUCGCCAUUAUGUGGCUGGUUAGCUUGAUUGCAGGAUGGGGCGUCGUUGCUCAGGGACGGGGCGUGGAGGGGCUGUUUUGGGGCGCGUGA
Messenger RNA from Aspergillus melleus, 741 nucleotides. Its product is annotated as unc-50 family protein. The record is from RefSeq and is a predicted model, not a curated record. The coding region runs from base 1 to 741 and encodes 246 amino acids. NCBI's taxonomy places the organism in Eukaryota, Fungi, Ascomycota, Eurotiomycetes, Eurotiales, Aspergillaceae. Gene Ontology annotation, cellular component: Golgi membrane. The transcript has 3 exons.